AAAAUCAAAAAAAAAAAAAAUUUAUUAUUCCAUACCGCGUUCCUUGGAACCGACACACACUUUCACUCAACUCCAAAUUCCGAUCACCGGCAAACUAUUCCGGUAAUGGCAUGACGCCCUUUUUCGCCACCACCACCACCUUCCUCCUCCUCCUUACUCUAAUCACCACCUUCCUCCACCACUUCCCCACCACCACCACACCCCACCGCCGAUCACUCACCACCACCACCACCUGUUCCCACACUCUCAAAACCCCAACAACCACCAUCAUAAAUUACAACACUUUCCAUUUUUGUCAUUUUAACCAAAACCCAUAUCUCACUUUUCCAUUUUUAUCCCUCUUUAUUUUUCUCCAUUUUUAUAUCUUAAUCAAAACUGCCCAACUCCAUUUUUCAAAAAUUGUCACUAAACUUUCUAAUCAUUUAAAUUUGUCCCCGAGUAUGGGCGCCGUUACUUUACUCGCGUUAGGUAACGGCGCCCCUGAUGUGUUCGCGUCUGUUGCCGCCGUUGGGGGCGGCAACGCGCGAACUGGGUUCGGUGCAAUUUUGUCUGCCGGGACGUUUGUCUCGGCUUUGGUUGUUGGGUUUGUCGCGAUAUACGCGGCCCCUUUUGGGGUUGAUCCCGGGUCGUUUGUUAGGGAUGUUUUGUUUUAUUUGACUUCGGUUUCGUUUUUGUUUUAUGUUUAUUUGAGUGGUGAGAUUUAUUUGUGGCAGGCUGUUGGGUUUGUCGGGUUUUAUUUGUUUUUUGUCGGGUUUGUGUUUUAUAUGGAUUUAAAGAUGGAUAGUAAUAAUGGGAAGUUGAAGAGAGGUAGGAGUGAAGUUGUGAGUGGUUAUGAUGAUGUUGAGGAUCAUAAGAUUUCGAUCGAAGUUGAAGCUGAAAAGGCUAGAAAUACGGGGUCUGGGAUUCGAGAAGCUUUUGACAAGAUAUCAAAGACAUGGGAACUUCCGGUCUCGAUAAUGCUAAAGCUCACGAUCCCACAAUCAUCACCUUCUGAAUGGAAUCGCCUUUACAGAUCUGCCAAUAUCGCAUUAUGCCCACUCGCCAUUAUGUACUCAUGCAAGUCCUUCGUUCCACUAAAUCAUCCCAUAGUUUUUCUUCUACCAAAUGUCCAUUUUCCUUUAUGGGUAAUAAUACUCUUUGGAAGCUCAUCCCUAGCAGUUGUUCAUUACAUAGUGGAAACAAAGCCCCAAAAAACCGAGCAAAUACCUGUGGUUAUUUUAGGAUUUGUUAUGAGCGUUUUUUGGAUUUCGACAAUGGCAGGAGAACUUCUAAAUUGUCUUGCGGCUCUGGGGUCACUUCUUGAGGUGUCACCAUCACUUCUAGGGUUGACUGUGCUAGCUUGGGGGAACUCGGUUGGUGACCUUGUUGCUGAUGUGGCUGUGGCAAAAGCGGGUCAACCGGCUAUGGCCAUGGCUGGAUGCUUUGCCGGACCGAUGUUCAAUAUGCUUUUUGGGCUUGGAACUGCUUUGGUUAUACAGACUACUAAUGUUUACCCAGGAGCUUAUGAGCUUCAGUUUCAUGUUAGUAUUGUGGUCGCAUUUGUUUUCUUAAUAUUCAGCCUGAUGGGAUCGUUGUUAGUUGUAACAUGGUGCAGAUUCCAUGUGCCCAGAUUCUGGGGGUUCUGUCUUGUUGGAUUAUAUGUAUUCUUCAUAGCAGUAAGCUUGGUCAUUGCAAAGCUCCAAUUCUGAUCAUUCGGCCAUAUUCUUUCAAAAUCUUGUAUAUUGAUCUUGUGAGGUCUAAUACAUGCUACGUAUCUUCCUUGUUUUCAGUUGGAAGUAGUAUGUUUCGUAUCUUGGAGCAUUAUUUCAAAUUGUUGUAAUAUGGUUUUUAUUCAUUAUAUUCAGCCAACUGACUGGAUACAACACUUCAGAACGGAGAAGGAAAGAAAUACUAUACACGGUUAUUUAUAAUAUUUUUGGGAGCAGCAUUGUAUAGAUUUGCAUUUCACUUGGGGCUUGCCAAAAAGUUGUUCAUGUUGUAGGCUGUCAGGGACUCAGGGUUAGUAUAAAAGAACGUACUUAAUUUUAUAUUUCUUUAUAAACUUUUGUAAUACUGGAUGUUGGUUUGAGCAUGGGGUUCAAGUGAGAUGGCUAAAAUUCCAGUUGUCAGGAUUGAUGCAUGUAACAAAAGAGCUUCCAGAUGUGUAAUUAAGUGAAUUUGUGUACCCUAUGAAGUGCCAUGCUCUUUUCAGUAAAGUCCCUAGCAAGUUUGGAGCAUUUGGAUUAAGUUCUAUAACAUAAGUUGCUUAUAACAAAAA
This is a messenger RNA of Erigeron canadensis, 2257 nucleotides long. RefSeq names its product cation/calcium exchanger 5. The record is from RefSeq and is a predicted model, not a curated record. The transcript is spliced from 2 exons. Lineage: Eukaryota; Viridiplantae; Streptophyta; Magnoliopsida; Asterales; Asteraceae. Gene Ontology annotation, molecular function: monoatomic cation transmembrane transporter activity. Gene Ontology annotation, biological process: monoatomic cation transport; transmembrane transport. Gene Ontology annotation, cellular component: membrane. The coding region runs from base 111 to 1688 and encodes 525 amino acids.